AUGUGCUCGAGGCUUGCCAUGUCGCUGAAGGUGAAGAACACGUUCCUCGUUGUGGACGAACAGUCCAUCCAAGACGAGGACGAGGAUUCGAACUCCGAAACGAUCUGGCGCCGAAGGGCGACGGCGCCGGCCGCCACAGGGCUUCGCAUGACGCAGUCCUUACCGAACUCGCCUCGCCUGGGCGCCAGCGCGAAGGCCGACAUCUCUGAUGCCACCUCUGUGGGCGACACCGAGGGGACCGAGAGCAAGGCGGCGGGAUAUGAUACCCCAGAGGAGUUCCUCGACGAGUGCCAGUCGGAAUUCGGCCAGUGCUGGUCGGCCUCGGCUGAAGACGCGAUGAACUACAGCGUGGCAGACCCGUGCGUUUGGCAGGGCUGGAUGAUCUCAAACAUGGUGCCGUUCGACAUGCAUGGCCUUGGCGAUGGUCUGUGUACCCCGGCGUGCGCCCCACAUGAGGCGGAGGAGCCUGGGGUCUGGGGAAGCGAGGUGACGCUGAUGAUGCGGAACGUUCCGAAGAAGCUGACGCAGCAUGCGCUCCUGGAGGAGAUCAACUCGAGAGGCUUCGCGGGCACCUAUGAUUUUGUGUACCUCCCGAUGGACCAGGACUCGAAUAUCAAUCGAGGUUACUCCUUCAUCAACUUCGUGGACCCUGCAUAUGCCGCGGCAUUCAAGGCCCUCUACGAGGGCCGCCAGCUCAGCCAGUACAGCUCCCGGAAGGUCAUUGCCAUCCUCCCGGCGGUGCUGCAGGGCUUCGAGGCCAACCGGGCGCACUUCUCCACUGCGCGCGUGUCCCGGGAGGAUCCGGGCGCGCGUCCCCUGUUCCUCCGGGAGCCGCCGACGCCUGCGAAGCAGUCGGAGGUGCCCGAGAAGUGCCGAGCGCCCCGCGCCGAGGGCACUGCCUCGAAGUCGGCGGCGUCCUCCCUGGAGGCGCGGCCGCGGCACGAGCCCGGGGCGCCCGCGGGCAGGUCCUGCGCGGCGUCGGCCUCGGUCGGCGAGGCCCGAGGCGCGGCCAGGCGAGACGAGUCCAGGGUCAAGUUCUGCCCGUACUGCGCGGGCCGGGUGGGGGAGGGCUUCAAGUUCUGCCAGUACUGUGGCGAGUCCCUGAGCCUGCAGGGGCUCUGA
Molecule: messenger RNA, 1122 nt
Organism: Prorocentrum cordatum
Lineage: Eukaryota; Dinophyceae; Prorocentrales; Prorocentraceae
Source: the annotation of a GenBank genome assembly